This is a messenger RNA of Necator americanus (New World hookworm), 705 nucleotides long. RefSeq lists its product as uncharacterized. The transcript has 8 exons. The coding region runs from base 1 to 705 and encodes 234 amino acids. Gene Ontology annotation, biological process: Golgi to endosome transport; endocytic recycling; phagosome maturation. Gene Ontology annotation, molecular function: GTP binding; GTPase activity. The record is from RefSeq and is a predicted model, not a curated record. Gene Ontology annotation, cellular component: trans-Golgi network; phagocytic vesicle; Golgi apparatus. Lineage: Eukaryota; Metazoa; Nematoda; Chromadorea; Rhabditida; Ancylostomatidae.
AUGUCGGGAGCUCCCUAUAACUACUCCUACAUCUUCAAAUACAUAAUCAUCGGUGAUAUGGGUGUUGGCAAAUCAUGUUUGUUGCACCAAUUUACGGAAAAGAAGUUCAUGGCAGACUGCCCACAUACCAUCGGUGUUGAGUUUGGGACUCGUAUAAUCGAGGUCAGCGGACAGAAAAUCAAACUUCAAAUCUGGGACACUGCUGGGCAAGAAAGAUUUCGGGCCGUUACACGUUCAUAUUAUCGUGGAGCUGCUGGAGCUCUGAUGGUUUAUGACAUCACAAGGCGCUCAACCUACAAUCAUCUCAGCAGCUGGCUAACGGAUGCACGAAAUCUAACCAAUCCGAACACGGCCAUUUUCUUAAUUGGCAAUAAAUCUGAUCUCGAAGGACAGCGAGAUGUACCUUACGAAGAGGCUAAAGCGUUCGCUGAGGAAAAUGGCCUUACAUUCCUAGAAUGCUCGGCAAAGACUGGUGACAACGUCGAAGACGCGUUUUUGGAAACAGCGAGGAAGAUCUACCAAAAUGUAAAGGACGGCAGCAUCGACCUCAAUGCAGCUGAUACGGGAGUUCAACCGAAACAAAAUCUUCCACACACGUAUACGAUGCUAAUGUUUGUGCAUAUGUUCUCGCCUUCGCAUAAUGGUUGUGAGCAUGUGAAUUUUUUUCUCAUCAAAUUUCUUCAAAGUAGGAUUCUAUAUUUCUAA